GUAAGUUAAAAGAGGAAUAAAAGAAAGAAAACUAAUAUUAUGAGCCAUCACGUAGUAUGAACAUGUCUUCGACAUCUUAUUGCAGAUGAUAGAUGAAGGAGCUUAUGUAGAUGAUUUUUUAAAAGUUGCUGUUCUUGCUGAUCCUCAGCUUAUGGACAAGACUUCCCAUGGACUUGCUCCGAAGUCACUUGCUCUGGAGAUUGCACAAUUUUACACAGAUUUGUAUAUGCGGAGAUCAUAUCUUGCAUCUAUUUUGCCUUUCAAGCCUGAUGUGAUUUUGUUCCUGGGUGAUUACUUUGAUGGGGGGCCUGUUUUGUCAGAUGAAGAGUGGCAGGAAUCUUUGAGUCGCUUUAGACACAUCUUUAAGUUGAAUCAUCAUAAAAGAACUUCAGAUGCACAAGUAUAUUUCCUUUCUGGGAAUCAUGAUGUUGGCUAUGCAGGCCUUCACUCUCGUAGUCCUGAGGUUAUGAGGCGCUAUGAAAGAGAAUUUGGUUCAAGAAACUAUUGUUUUACUGUUGGAGAAGUAGAGUUCAUAGCUGUUGAUGCUCAAACUCUUGAUGGGCCUCCGCACAGAAAUUUCACUUUCAUGCCCUGGAAUUUAGUGAAAAACAUAUCAAUGGAUGCUAGGUUAAAUACAAGGGUGUUGUUGACCCAUAUCCCAUUGUAUCGGCCCGACUGGACUUCUUGUGGACCACACCGUUCUUCUCCAAUUAUCAAUCAAAGGGUUUCUUAUGCUGCUUAUGAUCAAGAAAUCAUAUACCAGAAUUAUCUCUCUGAGGAAACGUCAAGCCAUUUACUGGAUUUGGUCAAACCUGUACUUGUCCUCUCUGGUCAUGACCAUGAUCAGUGUACAGUCACCCAUUUAAGAAAAUUUGGGCCUGUGACAGAGCAUACUGUAGGGACCUUAAGUUGGCAACAGGGGAACUUAUAUCCGUCAUUCAUGCUAUUGUCAGUGAGUAAGCUCUCAUUUUCUAACAGAACUGACCUAGAAGAUGCAGUGUCUACACAUUUGUGCUUUCUUCCGAUGCAAACACACAUAUACAUAUGGUAUCUCUCUCUCUUUGUUAUUACCCUCCUUGUGCCCCUCCUUCGCCCAGCAAAUGGGUUUGGCUGUUGGAAUAAUUACGGUCGCUUUAUCGGAAUCAUCAGAAGAGCAAUAAGUGGUAACACUUUAAGAGGUGGCUACAAAGAGAAGGAUGAAAACGAAAUCUGUGACUAUGAGACAAUUUGGGAUGCAGAGGGAUCCAUGCAUCUUAUCAAGAAAGACACAAAAGUCUCAUUUACGAGUUCAAGUGACACACUGUUGGUCGGAAGGGGAAAUGCUGUGGUGCGAUCAUGGAUGAAGAAACAGAUCUCUCGAGAUUCUAAUGCAUCAUUUUCUGUAGAGAUGAAUGCGGAUGUUACAUUGGAUGGAACUGGAAAGUUCCCACAAAGGUCAACAAACAAGGUCCAGAUAAUAGUCGCCCUGAGAUUCUUCCGGACAUUCCAAAUGCUUUUGGUCAUUGCUGCUCUAAAUGUCCCUCUGUAUAUCAUGUUGCUGUUUAAGGAUUGGAUUGACCAUUGAUGUUUGCUGAUAAAUGAUGAUGGAUCUGCAUCAGAUAAUUGUUCUUGCUUGCGUAUGAAUUCCUCUCUUUGUGGACCCGGAAGAGAUAUUAUGAGGGUGGCGAGAAGCAGGAGCAUGAGGGAAUAUCCUUCUACACGUCGGCGUAUUGUUGCUUCAAGGAGCAGCGCAAGACUUUCUCCUAAUUACAUGUGGCUGUCUUUGCUUUUAUCUUAGUUUUAAAUGCUGUCAUACUUGCUUCUACGUUGUAUUAUCAUAAAUGUAUUGUAUUAUCAUAGUAUAACCGAUCAUUCAGAUGAGUUUGUGUAACCAACUUGUUUCAGCCACUGUAUCACUUUAAUGGCUUGAAAAACCUGAAUAUCUGAAGAUAGUGGUUGGGUGUAUCGUGUACGAUUAUUUCUUCUAGAGAAAACAUUUUCCUUCGAGGC
Molecule: messenger RNA, 1989 nt
Organism: Macadamia integrifolia
Lineage: Eukaryota; Viridiplantae; Streptophyta; Magnoliopsida; Proteales; Proteaceae
Exons: 12
Coding region: 86-1564 (492 amino acids)
Biological process (GO): GPI anchor biosynthetic process
Cellular component (GO): endoplasmic reticulum
Molecular function (GO): hydrolase activity
Source: RefSeq, a predicted model, not a curated record